Hippocampus comes (tiger tail seahorse) is the source of this 819-nucleotide messenger RNA. RefSeq lists its product as uncharacterized. The transcript has 3 exons. Lineage: Eukaryota; Metazoa; Chordata; Actinopteri; Syngnathiformes; Syngnathidae. The coding region runs from base 1 to 819 and encodes 272 amino acids. The record is from RefSeq and is a predicted model, not a curated record.
AUGGGAAGGAGAUCCCUGGCAAAGAUACUGACAGAAAUGAUGGGCCGAAGAAAAGAGACAGUGAGACAUUUAAUGGGAGGGCAGGAGACUGUCUCCCUGACGACCGAUAUCUGGACAGACCGAACGAUGAGGAGUUUCCUUGGAGUGACUGCCCAUUUGCUGGCUCCUCAUCCGAAGACUCAAACAUACCAGCUCUUAUCCAUCCUGCUGACAUGUCAGAAGUUCAAGGGAAGGCACACAGGAGAGGCCAUUGCAAGGUCUUUUGACAAUGUCCUUGAAGACUUUGGUAUUGGCAACAAGGUGGAGUUCAUUGUGACGGACAAUGCGUCCAACAUGAAACGCGCAUUCUCCUUGGAAUUUCCGGAGAUAGACCCGUCUGGAGCCGAAGGGGAGGAAGGGGCUGGUGUAGAUGAUGGCGACCUCUGGGAGGACCAGGAUGAAGAGGAUGCGGGGGCUGUGAGACAGGCAUUGAUCUUGGCCUCUAAACACAGGAUCCCAUGCUUUGCCCAUACACGCCAGUUAGUCAUCGGAGACGGUCUCAAAGAACUGCGGGCAGUUGGGCAGCCCAUUGCGAAGGUGUCAAAGCUGACAACAGUACUGCACAGGAGUGCAGUACUCAAAGAAAGGUUUCAGGAGCGUUUUGGUGUGGAACAAUACCAGCUGCGAACUCCACACGCUGGAGCUUUGUCUUUCUUCAACUCAGAGCUUGACAGAACCUACAAGGAGUUGAUUGUCGAGCGAUUGCUGAAAUCUGCUAGGCGGUGGAGUUCAACAACCUUAUUUUCACACGCCAAGAGUGGGCUCAACUUGCUGAAUUGA